Ooceraea biroi (clonal raider ant) is the source of this 1740-nucleotide messenger RNA. It is a transcript of the gene eIF3e, whose product is annotated as eukaryotic translation initiation factor 3 subunit E. The record is from RefSeq and is a predicted model, not a curated record. Gene Ontology annotation, molecular function: translation initiation factor activity. NCBI's taxonomy places the organism in Eukaryota, Metazoa, Arthropoda, Insecta, Hymenoptera, Formicidae. Gene Ontology annotation, cellular component: eukaryotic translation initiation factor 3 complex; cytoplasm.
UAUCCAGUUCACCGUGGUUCACCGCGCCAUGUUGUCGCCGAUCAUCUUUACAUUCAUUUAAUGAAUAUUUAUACCUGGAAUUUCUUGGCACGAGUGUAAUAUCAAAAUGGCAAAAUUCGAUUUAACAUCUGUCAUAGGUCAAUAUCUUGACCGGCACUUGGUUUUUCCUCUGUUGGAAUUUUUAUCGGCGAAACAGAUUUACGACGAGGAUGAGUUGUUACACGUCAAACUCUAUAUCCUCAGCAAAACGAACAUGGUCGAUUACACCAUCGAUAUCAGGAAGCAGCUCUAUCCUAAUGUAGAAGUACCAGAGGAAAUAAAAUCUAGACGCGCCGAUGUGCUCCAAGAGCUCGGUGUGCUACAGAACAAUGUCUCGGUAGUGCUAGCACUGAUGAACAACGAGGAAGUUAUGAAGAAGAUGGAGAACAUGCGCGAUUCCAAAGCACUUAAUAAUUAUCUCACUCAAGAGUCGGAUUUUAGAGUAGAGAUGAUGGACAGCUUUGUGAAAUUAGCAAAGUACCGCUACGAGUGCGGCAAUUAUUCCGUUUCCACGUCAUAUUUAUACUUUUAUAUGCUGAUCAUGCCUCCCACUGACAAGAAUUACUUAAAUGUCUUGUGGGGCAAAUUGGCAUCGGAGAUUCUCGUACAAAAUUGGGAGACAGCAUUGGAAGAUGUCAACAAGUUACGAGAAUACAUUGACAGUAAUGUUAUUGGCAAUUCCCUGCAAGUAUUACAGCAGCGUACGUGGCUGAUUCAUUGGAGUCUGUUCGUGUUCUUCAAUCAUGUGAAGGGAAGAGAUCUCAUUAUCGAGAUGUUCCUCUAUCGUCCGCAUUAUUUAAAUGCUAUUCAAACAAUGUGCCCGCACAUACUCCGCUACUUGGCUGCUGCAGUUAUUGUCAAUCGCUCGAGACGCUCCAUUCUAAAGGAUCUCGUAAAAGUAAUACAACAGGAGUCUUAUACCUACCGAGAUCCCAUCACGGAAUUCCUUGAACAUUUAUACGUUAAUUUCGACUUUGACGGAGCUCGGCAGAAGCUGCAAGAGUGCCAGACUGUUGUCUUCAAUGAUUUCUUCCUCAUCGCUUUACUGAACGAAUUCGUAGAAAAUGCUCGAUUGAUGAUUUUCGAAACAUUCUGUAGGAUUCAUCAGUGCAUCAGUAUUGGAAUGCUAGCGGAAAAGCUGAAUAUGAAAGCGGACGUAGCAGAGUGCUGGAUCGUGAACUUGAUCCGCAACGCCCGUUUGGACGCCAAGAUUGACAGCAAGUUGGGGCACGUGGUGAUGGGGGGACAGCCGGCGUCGCCGUAUCAGCAAUUGGUUGAAAAGAUUGAGACGUUGAGCGUGCGAAGUGAGGCGCUAGAAAACCUAAUUGAGAGAAAGCUCAAAGCAAAGAAUCAAGACCCAGUAAGUAUAGUGUGGAACUAACAGAGUAUCAACACUCGUGGAACUUGGACUUGUGACAACUCGAUGCAACAUGGAGAAGUAAUGUCCAAAAGAGAUAUUCCUCUUCCGAUUACUAGCAUAGCCGAAAUUGACAAAAUGUAUAUUCCAAAUAAUAUACAAAAAUAAUCGAUAUUGCAUCGUACUGAAGUAAAUGUAUUUUUAUUUAUCUAAUAAGUCUCCUCAAAAUUGAAAACGUAUAUAUAUAUAUAUUUAAAAAAAUUAUCUCUUAUCAGAAGUGUUAGUUUAUAUUUUUCAAUUGUAUUAAUGUCGUAAUAAAUGGAUAGGUAAUCUGUGACAUUUUG